AAUUGGGUGACAACUUGAAAUUGACAUCUACAAAUACAUUGAGGGAGUCAGACGAGCAGGGAAAAGGAGAAGGAAAAGAAAAAUGUUAGGGUAGAAGCACUUGGCGCAGUUAACAGCAAGUAUUAGGGCAUCCUUGACGCCUCAAGACGAAUAAUGUGGAGUUGGGCAGGAAGAUACACCAACGCGGUGAGGUGGAUUAGCAAAAAAACAACUCCGCCCCAGGAGGUACAGAGGAGCUGCCUUGGUAAUUGGGUAUCCAUGGUUUUGCGUCUUCCGAAGCGUUUGCGACUACAGGAGAAGAAAGUCACGACCAGGUAUCCUCGAUUUUCCCGCUGAUUCAACCCGUCUGACAGCCUCCAUUAGGGCUUCAAUCCCCCCCCCCCACUACAACGGUGGAUGAACUGUUUGGAUGAGGAUCAUUAAUCUCUUUGCAUCACUAUAGUGUGUCUUCGGGAUGGUUGCCUCCGAAUUCUCGAGGUUGUGAUUCUAACGCCAUGGCAAUGGUUCAAGCUCCCGUGAUGUUUCGCCAAUUCUGUGCAUCCUCGUAUGGUCUACCUCGCUUCAGUUCUUUUUCUCCAGCUUUGGGGGAACGUCUGGUCGUAAGAUGUAGUUCAGGCUCUGAUAGCGAUUCCAAGCAGAAGGUCGUCUUCCUCGGCACUCCCAGUGUGGCUGCGGGCGUAUUGGACGCAUUGCUGGAUUCUUCACGAGCUGACGAUUCUUUGUUCGAGGUUGCAGCCAUUGUGACUCAGCCACCGGCUGCCCGGGGCCGAGGAAGGAAGCAGCUUCCGUCUCCUGUUGCAGCUCGAGCUCUUGAACGCGAGUUUCCAGCUUCUCUUAUUUGGUCUCCUGAGAAAGCCUCAGAGGAAGGGUUUUUGAAAGAUUUGGUAGCACUUAGGCCAGAUCUCUGCGUGACUGCAGCAUAUGGCAAUUACCUUCCCUCUAAAUUCCUUGCCAUCCCAACAUGCGGCACAGUGAAUGUUCACCCUAGUUUGCUUCCUUUGUACCGAGGAGCAGCGCCCGUGCAAAGGGCUCUAUAUGAUGGUGUGGACGUAACUGGUGUAACUGUUGCGUACACAGUUCGUGCCAUGGAUGCCGGUCCAAUAAUUGCAUCAGAACGUGUGAAUGUCGACCCCAAUAUUAAGGCACCAGAGCUGUUAUCAUAUUUGUUUGGAAGAGGCACGGAGCUGCUUUUAAGAGAGUUACCAGCUAUUCUUGAUGGAUCUGCCAAGCUUAACGCCACACCACAGGAUGAUUCUCUUGCAACUCAUGCAGCCAAAGUUACAGUAGAAGAAUCGUGGCUGUCAUUUCAAGAAACUGCAGUUACAUGCCACAACAAGGUGCGUGCAUUUGCAGAAUGGCCUGGAGCGAAGUGCAAGUUUCAAACACGGAGUUCAGAUGGACAGAUUAAAACGUUAGAACUCAAAAUUAUAACCACUAGGGUAGGUGGUUCUGUGGAAAACUCAGAUGGACUCGUGAAACUGAUCGGUGACGCCCUGGUGGUUCCCUGUGGAGACAACACGACUCUAGAAAUACUAGAGCUGCAGCCACCAGGAAAGAAAGUUAUGAGGGCGAAAGACUUCUGCAAUGGCUUACGCGGCCAGCAGAUUUUAGUUAGUAAUACUGUUCAUGUAUCUGUUUAGGUCAGUGCAAACACAAUAAGAUAUGAUUUGUUGAAGUUUUGAUAAUUCAAUUGAUUCCCCAUGGGUUCCCCAAUUCGAA
Molecule: messenger RNA, 1719 nt
Organism: Physcomitrium patens
Lineage: Eukaryota; Viridiplantae; Streptophyta; Bryopsida; Funariales; Funariaceae
Biological process (GO): biosynthetic process; conversion of methionyl-tRNA to N-formyl-methionyl-tRNA
Cellular component (GO): mitochondrion
Molecular function (GO): methionyl-tRNA formyltransferase activity
Source: RefSeq, a predicted model, not a curated record